AUGUACCGUAUGCUCUGGAAAACCCGUGUCCCUCAUUUGGUCUCACAGGAUGUGGAGCACAGGGCAAUUUCCAAAUCGGGCUGGCGGCUGAUAAGAAAGUGUAGCCGGUGCGAGUUUGCGCGCGAAGCGAGCAGCCACCAAAGGCGUUCGCAGAAGAAGUGCAACAAGGAGCGUACAGAUGGCAAUGGUUCUACCAGUUGUGUGCCUGGUUCUGAGGCUAAAAGGGGGCCGAAUUGCUGGUUAAGCCCAGACUGCCAUGCCAUGUUCCCCAUCUUGGUCCGGCUCCAGAGAAAGCUUGGGCCCAGGGGGGCGGAUGAUGAACGAGACGAUCGUUCGGAACGAGACGAUUCAGGCCGCAACGGCCGCUUUUGUUCGGCGUACCUCCUAGUACGAAGUGAGGGCAACGCGUCGACCAACGAUCUCGCCAUAUCGGAUUCGUAUGUAUGUACCGGUACGAUUCAGGAGCGGGACCAACAGAACGACAGACAACAAACGACACCUGUCCAUCAAACCGUGGCGUUUGCGUUGUUAUUGCACGCCAUGCACGCCGCGCCACCAACGCGGACCAAAGCAAAACACUCAAGGGCUGACGCACCAAAUAAGUAG
Molecule: messenger RNA, 606 nt
Organism: Pyrenophora tritici-repentis Pt-1C-BFP
Lineage: Eukaryota; Fungi; Ascomycota; Dothideomycetes; Pleosporales; Pleosporaceae
Source: RefSeq, a predicted model, not a curated record